AUGAAGUGGUAUGGAUGUAUCAAUUGGCUUGAAAGCACUCGCGGAGAAAAUCAUGGACUAUUUGUAAACGAUUCCUUACCUUUCUUCAAGCCAACGGCGAAUGCGUAUUUAAGUAUGAGUGACAAUGCAGCUUUAGCAGUUGUCGCGGUUGCAAAAUGCGGUGGUUCUAGUUCGGGAAUAAAAUUACGCGUCGGCCGGAUUGAUGCAACAUCGGCAAGUCCAGCUCCAUGUGAACAUUCAUUGGGCCGUGUUCACAAUCCUGAUGGCCCAAAUGUUUUCAACUCUGCUUUUGUGACAGCGACCAAUCUCGACAGAGUUGAGCCGUUCGACUCGACUCCUGGUGUCUGGGAUCCAAACAAUAUCAAUGAAAUAUAUCUGACAUCAACGCAACCAUUCAAAGUAUGUCAGCGGAGGCAGCAUUUCAAAAAACCGGAAAAAAAAAACACAAAAUGCAAAUCGUUGUCUGAGAAAAUGAUAGGAGUUGUAUCCAGUAAAGUAACCUUCUCUGAUACAGUCCAACUUAUGGAAUGGAAAGCAGUAGACGUAAUGAUGGAUAUCUCCUUGUUUGGAGAUGUUUCUAUCUCAGGGCUUAUCCGAAAUCUCUACACGACCACCCAGCCUCCAAAGAAUAUCUCUUAUAGUACAACGUCUUCCACUGGAAACUCCUCAACUGGCACCAGCAGUGAUUUAUCUGGUACUGGGACUUCUAUCUUCGGCUCGACUAUCUAUUGGCCACUCAAUAGUACGAUUGCUCUCGGGACGACCACUUUGUCUUUCAGCAAUGUGCCUUGUCCAGUCAAUGGCAAUAUUUUUGUCUUGCCGGCACAAUCUUCCUUCUACUCAAGCAGUGGAUCCAUCAUUGUCAAAAGUGCUACAUUAACAUCUGUUAGUGGUAAUGAGGACAUGACAGCUGUUUUGUAUGUUCCCACCAAGCAAAAAGGGACCAUAAGUCUAAAGAUUGUACAGCAAAACGUAACGUUGACUUCGUUUAGUAACGCCCGAGCGUAUACUCUGUAUUCAACGGGUACAAAAAAGGUAUCUUCCACCGGGACAGUAAUUAUCAGAGUUAGUCAAGGUGGUUCCUCGAGCCGAAUUGUGAAGAGUACCACAUUUGGUUCAAAGUUUGCCUCGAUUCUCAGAAGGUGGGUGGGUAUAAUGUGGCUAGGAAAUGAAAGCCCCCACUUUGAUGUUAUGCGGAUAAUAGAUAGUUUAUCAUAUAGGUAUACUGAGAUGGAAAUGAUGAAUGAUAGUACUUGA
This is a messenger RNA of Botrytis byssoidea, 1257 nucleotides long. RefSeq lists its product as uncharacterized. The record is from RefSeq and is a predicted model, not a curated record. Gene Ontology annotation, biological process: response to oxidative stress. Gene Ontology annotation, molecular function: peroxidase activity; heme binding. The transcript has 3 exons. The coding region runs from base 1 to 1257 and encodes 418 amino acids. NCBI's taxonomy places the organism in Eukaryota, Fungi, Ascomycota, Leotiomycetes, Helotiales, Sclerotiniaceae.